Ostrea edulis (European flat oyster) is the source of this 2129-nucleotide messenger RNA. Its product is annotated as mitoguardin 2-like. The transcript has 13 exons. The coding region runs from base 263 to 1840 and encodes 525 amino acids. The record is from RefSeq and is a predicted model, not a curated record. NCBI's taxonomy places the organism in Eukaryota, Metazoa, Mollusca, Bivalvia, Ostreida, Ostreidae. Gene Ontology annotation, biological process: mitochondrial fusion.
UGAAGCAGGACAAGUUCCGGUUACGAGUUUUUGACUUUGAGAUUUGUUUAUCGGCGUUCAUGACUUUGUAUGACUGUAUAUUUGCAUAUUUUAAGAUUACUGUGUGACAUGAAGCAUGAGACCUAUUUGAAAAUUUGAUCUUAAUUUGCACAUUUCUAGAUAAGAUGAUCUAUCCUUAGUGAACCGCAAAUUGAGCAAUGUGUAAAAAACGAAAAUAGGCCUAAAUAUUUAUUGGUCUAUCAAAUUACUUUUACCUGUUUACAUGGUAACAAGAUUUGAUCAACACGGAUACAAAGCUAAAAUGCCGUACACAGAUUGGAAAUUACCAGUACAACUAACAAGGAUGAAAGUGGCAUGGCCCUCACGAAUAACAUCACUUAGCGUGACGUUGGGGAUGGCAAUAAUGGGCAUGUUGGCAUUUUACUUCCGCUACCAAAGGAAGGUGAAAAAGAAAGAAUUGAAAUCAUCCACAGGGGAAACUUCCAGAAGAAAUAAUUUACAACUGCCAAAUGGUGAUAUCCAUACACACCCACAUGGUAGAUAUACAGAGAGUCCAUCUUCGCUUUUGAAUUCCCUGCGACAGAAGUCUCUGUCCGGUUCUGUAUCUAGUAUUGGUGGAGCCUCCUCUGCUUCAACAAUCACCCACCAGCUUCUGGACACAAGUCACCUGUCUCCAACACAACUGUGCAAGCUAGGAUUUGAAACACUGCAGCAAGCUGUGAUAUAUUGGGAAGAUGGUUUAAUGAAGUUAUCCUUCAAUGAAGAUAGGUCAAAACCAUCUUUACAGGAUCCUGAGACAGCAGAGAUGCAGCACCAGAUGGAUCAGCUGCUGGAUGCAGCAUACAGAAUGAUUGAUACAUACGAGCGACGAGCAGAGAGGCAGGCUGAUCACAUAGCCCUAGAAACAGCCCUGGCAGCAUACACCGAGGCCGACCUUCAAUCUGAGAGGACACGCAGCUUUGAUGCCGGGUCAUUGAGUGACCAAGAUUCCUUUGUAUCUGCUACUGAUAUGGCAAACUUGUCAGAUUUAGAUAACCACAGAGAAAUGUUCCAGCACCUUCCGUUAUAUGAGGCAGGUCUCCUAGAAUUAAAACAUGGUCACGUGCCUUGCAGAACUCUAAGGACAGAGAUGACACAUUGCAUUUCGGAUACUGAAUUCUUGGCAAAGUUGCACUGUAUCCGGCUAGCUUUCAAUAUAAUCUUUCAACAAUCAAAUCAAAGGGAAUACUUCAAAACCAUGGGUAAACAAUUGAUUGGUGACCUGAUGAUCAGAGCUGAGAGGGACCCAGAUGAAUUCUUCACAGCAUAUAAUGCAAUGACAGAUUUUAUUGAGGUGGGGGAAAACUGGCUCAAAAUUGAAGAAGAACUGAAAGGGCGAGGAGUGAAAUAUAUGUCGUUUUAUGACAUAAUGCUGGAUUUUAUAUUGAUGGAUGCAUUUGAUGAUUUGGAAAAUCCACCAUCUUCCGUCAUUGCAGUUAUUCAGAACAGAUGGCUGUCAAACAGCUUUAAAGAAACUGCUCUGUCGACAGCUGUGUGGUCGGUAUUAAAGGCCAAAAGACGUCUGCUGAAGUUUUCAGAUGGUUUUAUAUCCAAGUUUUAUUCGAUUUCGGAACACACCAGUCCAGUAUUAGCGUGGGGGUUUAUGGGACCAGAAUCAGAACUCAAGGGAUUGUGCAUGUUUUUCAAGGAGUCUGUGUUGCAGUUCUUGAGAGACAUGUUUAGUUUUGAAUAUGUCCGGUACACAACUGUUGAUGAACUAGCAGACGAUAUUGCGUAUUUGUUACGAAACAGAAUUGAAAAAGCAGUUGAUAAGAUUUCUGUAGAAAAAUUGCAAUUAUAGGUUUUAGUCAUUCAUAUUCCGUUUUCAAAAUUGUGUUUUCUUUCAACUGUGAUCAUGUUUUGUUGUUGCAACUAAACAGAGUGACUGUUCACAUAUAUCAUUGCAUCAAGUUGAACCAUGCGUGUUAGAAUAAACAUUAUAUAGAUCUCUACAAUGAAGUGGUACACUUAAUUUUAUACACUUGUUUUUGUUUACACUUCUCUUGUAUUUUAUAGAGAAAAUAUAUGAUGUACUGUUGCAAGAAACUUAAUGCUCCUGUUCCAUUUUAUGUAAUAAAAGGUUAAAUAUA